Cuscuta epithymum is the source of this 2189-nucleotide messenger RNA. Lineage: Eukaryota; Viridiplantae; Streptophyta; Magnoliopsida; Solanales; Convolvulaceae. The record is from the annotation of a GenBank genome assembly.
AGGAGAUAUAUGUUUAUUGUGAAUGAAUAUUAGUUAUGUUUACAAGCCUCCUAUAAGGAGUAUAUAUAGGGAAAAUCCGGGUCUAGGCCUCUAAUAUGGGCCUGACAGACCCGAUUACAUAAAUGGACUGAUAGUGUAAAAAGCUAAUUUAGAACAUCUGAAUAAUAAUAAUGUACAAUAAUAAGAAUCCGCUAAACGUGUGUGGGCCGCUGUCCAAGCCCAAUAGUCAGCAGACUGGGGGGUCGCAGUCCAUAUACUCCAACAGGAGUCCCCCACUCUCUGAGUCGAGAGUACUCGAGGCAAAAGAGAGUAGUCCACAAUUGUAUCUGCAACGUUCUUCUGUCUUUGGUUUCUUCCUCUCCGGCCGGGGGACCACCACCCUUGUCCAUGAUGGGGAAGUACCUCGUUAAAAACCUUUACUAGGAAAAAACUCAGUGGGAAAAAAUCCUAAUAAAGGGAAAAAGAGUACACCUAACGCCCCCAACAUGAAACAAGGAAGGUAGGCCCCCUCCGGCAUAAUCGCUUUUGUCUAGCUCAACCCGUCUUCAUCUGACUCAUCUCUCGUUCCUGCUCAUGUGUGAUAUUUUCUCCUCAUCUAGGAACUCUGACUCCUAAGUCCCCCAGUCCCUACUCUUUGAGGCGAGUGGAGAUGAGGUGAAAAUGAGUAAAGUCACCUUUGUACCUACACAUUUAACAUACAUGUGAUCACUUGCCCCGCCAUUUUACUGUCACUAAAUUUUGUGUCACUUGCCCCGCCAUUUUUUUAUAAAAAAAUUUAUAAAUUUUUUUCUCUUGGGAUUUAUGUUUCCGAUCGGGAGUUCGUUACUUGAAACAAGUAGAAAUGUGAAUUGUUAAUGUAAUGAUAAAAUACGUAGUAGAAUGGUUGUGUGAGCCAUUCGUAAGCAACUGUCUCCAUUCGAGGAAUGUCUAAGACCGGUCUUCGUGCCCGACUUGGUCGGGGCUUUGUCUUCGUGCCCGACUUGGUCGGGACUUUGUGCCUGAUCUUGGUCAGGGCUUUAAAUCCUAGUGAUGGGUCCCAAACCACACUCUACUAGGCAUUUGAUCAUAAGUGCGUGAUAGUGUGAUAUUCACCCGACAAAAAAUGAUUUAAAUAAAUAUAAAUAAUAUAAAAAUUAAAGAGUACUUAUCUUUUUGAAGUGGGCUGGAUAUAUUGGACUAAUUGGAAAGAAUAAUAUUCAGCUGAUUCCUUUGGGCUCAUUCGAAUUUGUGAAAAACUAACAACAUGUAGUUGAUUAGUGCUACCUGGCCCAUAUUCAUUUCCAGCAGCGUUUAGGUAUGGAAGAAAAGUCUUCCGCUGGCCUCGAUGAUAUCCAAAUUCCAAAGUGCUGGAGGAGACUCACUUUGCCCUUGUUGCUGCUGGAAAUGGAGAAUAGAGAGAUGAUGCUGGAAAAAGGUGGAGAAGCUGCUGGAGAGGGUAUGACCUUUUGCCCGCUUCCGCUCGACUCACAGCUUGGCUGGAGGGGUCGAUUCGCUAGAGGGGACUUCGUCCAUCGUCGCUACCUGCCGGAGAAACUCACUGAAGAUCCAACCGUCAAGCGGACAGCCCCUCCAGUCCUCCUGUCGUUGUUUUACGGUCUGAAGAAAGAGGGACCUGCUGCUGAUAGUCCCUCAUCCGGCUUGACGGAAGGGAAGAUGAAGAAAACAGUCAUAGCUUCUAAAACAUGGGUUUCAAAAACUUCGAACCGCCAUUAAUGGAGAGGUUGAGGAUCAAGCGGCUGCUAGCAUGGUAAAUGGGCGAGCGGCACCCAACUAGAUCGAGGAGUUAGCUGCUAGGGGACUAACGGCUGCCGCGGCCACACUACUGGUUGCCUGGCUGCCUCAAGCAUGCUUGCUUCCUCAGAUCUGUUGGGCUCAGACGAGAUUCUUCCAUUUCACCGUGACUACUGAGGCUGGCCGGUUCUGCUGGAGUCUGGAUGUCGCCGAGAAUGCUCCAGAUCUGGAAAUUUCCAGAUUUCAUUUUUUGUAGGAUUCAGAACAAUUUUUUUGGUGAUUCUUUGUGAUUUGGGUAGAGUUUUUGGUUAAGCGGGGAGAGUUUCUUACUUGAUUGUGUUCAAACUCUCAACGAUAGCACCAUUGUUGGAUAAUUGAUACUCAUACUGUAUAAACAGAAGAGAUUGAACAAAGAAUAUGGAGAAGGAGAUAUAUGUUUAUUGUGAAUGAAUAUUGGU